AUGAACUACCCUUCUCCCUUAAUCUCUCUUUCCCUUGCCUUCAUUUUUCUAUCUUCAUCUUCAUUAUGGGCCUCAGCUUUUCCUAAUAAACACGAAUCGUUUCUUCAAUGUCUCCUCGAUCACUCUCUCGAAUAUAGUAAUUACUCUAUCUCCAAAGUCAUACACACUCCAAUCAACUCCUCUUAUUCUUCUGUUUUAGACUUCUCCAUUCGAAACCUUAGAUUCUCAACAGUUGAAACUCCAAAGCCACUCCUCAUCGUAACACCAUCACAUGUUUCCCACAUCCAAGCAGCCGUCAUUUGCUCCAAAAGCUAUGGCUUUCAAAUCCGGACUCGAAGUGGUGGCCAUGAUUUCGAGGGUCUUUCCUACGUAGCCCACCUCCCAUUCAUCAUAGUUGACCUUAUAAAUCUCAGGUCCAUCUCUAUUGACAUCAAAGACAACACUGCAUGGGUUCAGUCUGGAGCAACUCUAGGUGAACUUUACUAUAGUAUAGCCCAAAAAAGUCGAACGUUGGCGUUUCCAGCGGGUAUUUGCCCCACAGUUGGGGUUGGUGGACACUUUAGCGGCGGCGGAUAUGGAUUGUUGUUGAGGAAAUAUGGUCUUGCCGCUGAUAAUGUCAUUGACGCUUACUUGGUUGAUGCGAGUGGAAAGUUUCACAAUAGAGAGUCGAUGGGGGAGGAUUUGUUUUGGGCCAUUAGAGGGGGCGGCGGAGGGAGCUUUGGAAUCGUGGUGGCGUGGAAGGUGAAGCUGGUUCCCGUGCCCGCGACUGUGACACUUUGCUCAGCUAACAGAACUUUGGAGGAAGGUGCAGUCAAGAUAACCCAUCGGUGGCAAUAUGUGGCCAACAAAUUGGAUGAAAAUCUAUUCCUAGGCAUCCUUUGGCUUGGUGGGAAAAUUACAAGUCAAGAAGGAGGCAAAACAAACCCAGUUGCUACAUUCUUCUCUUUGUUUCUCGGAAAGGCAGAUGAGCUUCUGUCAAUCUUGAACACAAAAUUUCCUGAGUUGGAUUUGGCAAAAAAAGACUGUAUAGAAACGAGCUGGAUUGAGUCAACUGUCCUCAUGGGUGUUGGAUUUCCAACUGAGCUGACUUUGGAAGCUCUGCUAAGUAGAACACCUCUCACCAACACGAGCUCAAAAAUCAAAUCUGACUACGUUAAGGAACCCAUGUCUGAAGCUGUAGUCCAGGGCAUAUGGAAGAGAUUAGAUUCUCAAGAUAUAGAAGGGGGAAAUAUUAUAUUUGUUCCCUAUGGUGGGAGAAUGAGCCAGAUUUCCGAGUCGGAAACUCCUUUCUCACACAGAGCUGGAUAUUUGUACAAGAUUGGUUACAUUGCCGGGUGGGAAGAACAAGGCAUUGAUGCUGAGAAAAGGCAUCUGCGUUGGAUACGAGAGCUUUACGAUUACAUGACUCCUUUCGUUUCCAAAUCGCCGAGGGCUGCAUAUGCCAAUUACAGAGACCUUGAUAUUGGAUCGAAUAACAAGUUUGGAAAGACAAGCUACAAGCAAGCGAGCGUCUGGGGGUUGAAGUAUUUUGGGAACAAUUUUAACAGGUUAGUGCAUGUUAAGACCAAGGUUGAUCCUUACGAUUUCUUUAGGCAUGAGCAAAGCAUACCCGCCCUCUAAUAGAUACAUCUUGUUGAAAUAAGUCUGUGAUAUUAUAUUGUUUGUACGUGUGUUUUGUAAACUAUACAUGUCGUCAUAUCCUAUUUCUGUACCAAAAUAAGGGCCAUGUACUUUACAAGCAUAUAUAUAUAUUA
Molecule: messenger RNA, 1754 nt
Organism: Momordica charantia (bitter melon)
Lineage: Eukaryota; Viridiplantae; Streptophyta; Magnoliopsida; Cucurbitales; Cucurbitaceae
Product: tetrahydroberberine oxidase
Molecular function (GO): oxidoreductase activity; FAD binding
Source: RefSeq, a predicted model, not a curated record